CCUGAACUAGAAAACAAAUUCCAAUAAUCCACACAGACACUUCUCCCUCUCCCUUCCACCCGCGACGGCAGGCUCUCCCUCUCUCUCACCGUCGUCCGACGUUGCUGGAUUCAUCUCUGAACCGCCGACGUCUCCUUCUCCCUUGCGUCAUCUGCAACAUCAAAAAUUUGCUUGCUUCUGAUGGAAAAGGACCAGCCGAUUUCUGUCAAAGAUGCUGUUUUUAAAUUGCAACUGGCCCUCCUUGAAGGCAUCCAAAGUGAAGACCAGCUGUUUGCAGCUGGAUCUUUGAUAUCAAGGAGUGAUUAUGAAGAUGUUGUAACCGAAAGGUCCAUUACAGAAGUGUGCAGUUAUCCAUUGUGCUGCAAUGCUUUGCCAUCUGAACGCCCUCGGAAGGGUCGAUAUCGAAUUUCAUUGAAGGAGCACAAGGUGUAUGACCUGCACGAAACAUACAUGUUUUGUUCUUCUAGUUGUGUGGUUAACAGCAAAGCUUUUGCUGGAAGCUUGAAAGAUAAGAGGUGCUUAGCUUUAGACCCGCAGAAACUAAACAAUAUUCUUAGGUUGUUUGGGAAUUCUAAUCUGGAACCAAUGGAGAAUUCGGGAAAGGAUGGAGAGUUAGGUUUGUCUAGCUUGAGAAUACAGGAUAAAACAGAAACCGUCACUGAGGUAUCUUUGGAGCAGUGGGUUGGACCAUCAAAUGCAAUUGAGGGUUAUGUACCAAAAAAAAGAGACAAUGGUUCUAAGGGUUCUCAGAAAAAUACUAAAAAAGGGUCCAAAGCUAGUCAUGGGAAGUCAAAUGGUGUCAAAAAUUUAAUUAACAGUGAGUUUGACUUUAUGAGUACUAUAAUUAUGCAAGAUGAGUAUAGUGUUUCGAAGGUAUCAUCAGGGCAAACAGAUGCAACUGUUGAUCAUCAAAUUAAGCCAACAGCCAUAUUGGAGCAGCCAAAAAGGGUUGACCAUGAAUUGGUCAGGAAAGAUGAUGAUAUACAAGAUCUGUCUUCUUCUUUUGCCAGUAGUCUAAAUUUAAGUGCCUCGAAAAAAGACAAGGAAAUAGCCAAAUCAUGUAAAAAUGUUCUCAAAGGGAAAACAAAUAGAGUCGCUGCUAAUGAUGAUUCUUCCACUUCCAAUUUUGAUCCUUCCGAUGUUGAAGAGAAAAUCCAAAUUGAAAAAGAAAUUGGAUCAUGCCAUACUAAACCCAAAUCUUCUCUUAAAUCUAAUGGUAAAAAGAAACUUGGUCGCUCUGUUACUUGGGCUGAUAAGAAAAUCGACGGUUGUGGGAGUACAGAUCUUUGUGCAUUUAAAGAGUUUGGAAACAUUAAAAAGGAAUCUGAUGUGGCAGAUAAUGUAGAUGUUGUUGAUGAUGAAGAUAUAUUACGUUCUGUAUCUGCAGAAGCCUGUGCAAUUGCAUUGAGCCAAGCAGCCGAAGCAGUUGCAUCUGGAGACUCAGAUGCCAUUGAUGCUGUUUCUGAAGCUGGAAUCAUUAUAUUGCCACAUACUGAAAAUGCUGUUGAGGAAAGUACUGUGGAUGAUGUCGAUAUUCUAGAAACAGAUUCAGUUACUCUGAAAUGGCCAAGGAAGCCUGGAAUUUCUGAUUUUGAUUUGUUCGCCUCUGAUGACUCUUGGUUUGAUGCUCCACCAGAAGGAUUUAGCUUGACUCUGUCACCUUUUGCUACUCUAUGGAAUGCCUUCUUUUCGUGGAUAACAUCAUCUUCUUUGGCAUAUAUAUAUGGGAGGGAUGUAAGUUUUUACGAAGAAUUUCUAUCAGUUGAUGGGAGAGAAUAUCCUUGCAAAAUUGUCUUGUCAGAUGGUCGAUCAUCUGAAAUAAAACAAACAUUAGCCAGUUGCCUUGCUCGAGCUUUACCUGCUGUUGUUGCUGAGCUCAAGUUGCCAAUGCCAGUAUCUACAUUAGAGCAAGGGAUGGUAUGCUUGCUGGAUACAAUGUCAUUUGUGGACCCACUACCAGGAUUCAGAUUCAAACAAUGGCAAGUUGUUGCUCUCUUGUUUGUUGAUGCAUUGUCUGUUUGUAGAAUACCUGCUCUUAUCUCAUACAUGACAGAUAGGAGGGACUUGUUUCACAAGGUUCUGAGUGGUUCACAAAUAGGUAUGGAAGAGUAUAAUGUUUUGAAGGAUCUCAUUGUACCACUUGGCCGAGCACCUCAUUUCUCUUCUCAAAGUGGAGCUUGACAGCGUAGAACUUCCAUCUUAAUCGGCCAAAAGCUAGAACUUAAUCGAACACAUUUAGGACUUUUAAUCAUCAACACAAUGUUAUCUUCUUUCUGGUUACCUUCCAAGCAUUGGAGUGUUGGGUAAAUAUGUUCAUAGACAUCAAACAUCCAAUGACAAUUACACCAUGGCUCCUAGCAACAGUGGAACAAAAUUUGUUUAUGCUACUCUAAUGCUAGUUAGUGGGUGUGAUGAUAAAUGAAAAAUUGAUAUUCAAAUAGGCAAUAUUCUGAAUUAUUGUCGUUUAAUGAAAUGUCAUUUUGUAUUAUUCUA
Molecule: messenger RNA, 2493 nt
Organism: Cicer arietinum (chickpea)
Lineage: Eukaryota; Viridiplantae; Streptophyta; Magnoliopsida; Fabales; Fabaceae
Product: putative RNA polymerase II subunit B1 CTD phosphatase RPAP2 homolog
Cellular component (GO): cytoplasm; nucleus
Molecular function (GO): RNA polymerase II CTD heptapeptide repeat phosphatase activity; RNA polymerase core enzyme binding
Source: RefSeq, a predicted model, not a curated record